CGUGGAGGCCCCCCGGGGUCCCCCCCAAGAAGUGAUGGCUUUAUAAGGGGCCCGGAGAGAGCGGGGAUGCAGUGCCCACCAUGGCCUCCAAGCUCAAGGAGCGGAGGAGGACGCCGGUUUCCCACAAAGUGAUUGAGAAGCGGAGGAGGGACCGCAUCAACCGCUGCCUCACCGAACUGGGGAAGACGGUGCCCAUGGCUCUGGCCAAGCAGAGCUCGGGGAAGCUGGAGAAAGCGGAGAUCCUGGAGAUGACGGUGCAGUACCUGCGGGCCCUGCACUCGGCGGACUUCCCCCGCGGCCGGGAGAAGGAGCUGCUCUCCGAGUUCGCCAACUACUUCCACUACGGCUACCAUGAGUGCAUGAAGAACCUGGUCCACUACCUGACGACGGUGGAGAGGAUGGAGACCAAAGACACCAAAUACGCCCGCAUCCUGGCCUUCCUCCAGUCCAAAGCGCGCUUCGUCACCGAGCCCCUCUUCACCUCCCUGGGCUCCCUCCCGGAGCCGGACUUUUCCUACCAGCUGCACCCCGGGCCCGAGUGCCCCGGGCACGGCCACAGCCCCGGCGAGACCGUGCUCCAGCCGCCCUCGGGGGGGCCCUUCCCCUGGCACGGCGCCGCCCGCAGCCCCUCCCUGCCCUACCACCUCCCCAACGCCGCCGUGCCCCUCGCCAGCCCCGGCCAGCAGCGCAGCACUUUCCUCUCCUCCGUGCAGGGGCUGGACCGCCACUACCUCAACCUCCUCGGCCAUUCCCACCCUAACGCCUUCGGGCUGCCCCCGGGCCAGCACCCCUCCAUGCUAUAGAGACUCGCCCCCGCUUGAAAAAUCCUAUUUAUGACCGCGGACGCUGCGAGUUACGCCCGGGCGCACGGAGAGGCCGCCGGGACAGGGAGAUGCGCGGGGGUCGCGGAGGGCGAGGAGUCCCUGCCCGCCCGCUCGCCCCGGGGGCUCGGUUCUGCCCCCGCCCGCCCUCUCCGGGGGCCUGGAUCUGCCCCCACCCGCUCUUCUUCCCACCUCCGGGUGCGGUGCCUGUACAAGCGAUGCCUUGGAAUAAAUGUUUA
Molecule: messenger RNA, 1060 nt
Organism: Grus americana (Whooping crane)
Lineage: Eukaryota; Metazoa; Chordata; Aves; Gruiformes; Gruidae
Gene: HELT
Product: helt bHLH transcription factor
Exons: 4
Coding region: 81-803 (240 amino acids)
Biological process (GO): anterior/posterior pattern specification; regulation of neurogenesis; regulation of transcription by RNA polymerase II
Cellular component (GO): nucleus
Molecular function (GO): protein dimerization activity; DNA-binding transcription factor activity, RNA polymerase II-specific; RNA polymerase II cis-regulatory region sequence-specific DNA binding
Source: RefSeq, a predicted model, not a curated record